AUGCCGUGGACUGUUACUAAUUCGUUCAAGAGGGGCCUCAUGAAAACUUACGGGAGACCGGUCCGUCGCGGGCACGAUGACAACAACAAUAACACCCACCACCACGCAGCCAAGAAGCGACGCGUAGAGCCCGCUGACGACUCCGACGAUGCCGAGACCAACUUGCAAUCUGCCAUCCGCGAGUCUUGUUCAGCAGCCGUCGUGGCCAUGUCGAGUCCGUCGCGUCGCAACUCGGUCAUCUUCUCGGAAGCGACCCAGGAGGACGACCUGCUCUCCACGCCACCGUCAUCGCCGCCGCCGCCGCGUCUGACUCCUCCGCCAGCAAACACGCGCAAACCCACAUUCUCGUUUUUGAAGCGCAAGAAAUCUGCCCUCAAAGAGCAGCAGCAGCCUGCCAACGGGGCGCCGUUGGCAGAGGUGAACUCCAACAGCGUCCGCUCGCUGCUGACCGACAAGAAGAGUCAGCAACCGCAACCGCAACCGCAACAGCAGCAGCAGCAGCUGCCGCCCGUGCUGAAGCAGCUCCAGAUCGAUGCUGGCAUCACUGUGCGAAAAAGCUGCAACUCAUGUGGCAUGGAAUAUGUGCCGUCUAAUAGCGAAGACUCGGAUCUCCACGACAAGUUCCAUUCGAUGAACUCGGUGGGCAUCGAUCUCGGAAAGGCCUUUGUGAAAGCGAACGCGUCCCGCUGGGUAUAUGAGGCUGCGCGAUGCGACGACGGCUAUGUAGUGAUUGUCGACCGCAAGGCCUCUCCCUCGGCUCGAAACCAGGCGAAAAAGGUUCUCGACGUCGUCAACAGAGAGCUGUCGUCUCCUGUAAUUGACGAAAACCAGCUGUGGAGCCAAGUCGAGCCCCCGAAGCGGCUGCGCAAGAAUGGAAAGAAAGAAGAGACCGAUCGAUACAAAGUGUUCCUCCACAUGAAGGACAGCAAGUGCAUGGGGCUCUGUCUCGCCGAGCGGAUAUGGGAAGCAAAUCCCGUGAAGCUGGACGCAGCACAAAAGAAGGACAACGGCGACCAUCACAGUUCGUCCAUCAGCGUGGAAGAUACCCUGGACCCGGCCAUCGUCGGGGUGUCGCGCAUCUGGACGUGCGGCGAGGCGAGACGGCGGGGAAUUGCCAUGGACUUGCUGGACUGUGUCAUCAACAAUUUCAUCUACGGGCUCGACAUACCCAAGGAGCAGAUUGCCUUUACGCAGCCCACCGAGAGUGGAAGCCGUCUGGCCAAGUGUUUUUUCGGCGUGGACGAGCCGUGGCACGUAUAUAGCGAGAGCUUCUCUGACUCAUAA
Messenger RNA from Talaromyces rugulosus, 1284 nucleotides. RefSeq lists its product as uncharacterized. Gene Ontology annotation, cellular component: chromatin; nucleus. Gene Ontology annotation, molecular function: protein-lysine-acetyltransferase activity. Lineage: Eukaryota; Fungi; Ascomycota; Eurotiomycetes; Eurotiales; Trichocomaceae. The record is from RefSeq and is a predicted model, not a curated record. The transcript is spliced from 2 exons. Bases 1 to 1284 code for a protein of 427 amino acids. Gene Ontology annotation, biological process: mitotic sister chromatid cohesion.